Molecule: messenger RNA, 582 nt
Organism: Penaeus vannamei (Pacific white shrimp)
Lineage: Eukaryota; Metazoa; Arthropoda; Malacostraca; Decapoda; Penaeidae
Source: RefSeq, a predicted model, not a curated record
AGACGAGGAGGAGACCGAAUGCCCCAGGAAAAGGGACGGCACUCCGGAAGGAAACUGUUAUUUUACAGCCACUAACUGCUCCUCUGUGUCCCUGAUGUCCUUGUACUCAUGCCGUUCUCCCGAACUGGAAUUCUGCGACGAGGAAACUCACAACUAUGAAGCGCCCACAAAGCAAAACAGAAUAUGCAAGUUGUCCGUCUGGCAGGUCAUGGAGGGCCACCGGGACUUUGCUUCUGGAGCGAACCCCCCAUGGACCCCGCUGCCGCCCAGGACGUCCCGGAGCCUCGCGUGCGGGUGGUUCGCGAGCGGCCGCCGGGGGUGGCGCUGGUCACCGACGUGUCUGGCAGCAUGAAUGAGCACCAUCGCUACAAGAGGCUGCAGCGCGCCAUAACGCGGUGGAUACUUCGCGACGCUCCCGACAACACCUCCCUGGCCAUUAUCAGAUUCUCCGACGAUGUGCAAGUCGUACAGAACCUGACCCAACUGGACAGCGAAGCGACAAGGCGCGCCCUCGCCCAGAGCUUGAAUUGCAGGCCGGCGGGCGGGACAGGCAUCGGCGCGGGGCUCCUGAAGGCCAUUGAG